Xyrichtys novacula (pearly razorfish) is the source of this 16548-nucleotide messenger RNA. The record is from the annotation of a GenBank genome assembly. Lineage: Eukaryota; Metazoa; Chordata; Actinopteri; Labriformes; Labridae.
GUGUGUGUGUGUGUGUGCUGAAGAGAGAGAGAGAGAGAGAGAGAGAGAGAGAGAGAGAGAGAGAGAGAGAGAGAACUUCCCAGCAUGGGGCAGGGGGGCGGGGGGCUGCCUCCUAGAAGAGACCGAGAUGUCCUUCAUGUAAACCGGUGACAAAGUGUCGAGCGGCGGCCUCAGAGAUCACAGCUCUGCACGGAAAGAGACAGAGAGGGAGAGAGAGAGGGGGGAGAAAGAGAGAGAGAGAGAGGGAGUACACCGGAGCAUCGAGCAUCGAGUAUAUAGCCACUGGAUCCACAACAACACACCGAAGAGACGGAGGAAAACACUCAGCUUCUGAAGAGCUUAAAACAGAGGAAACUAAUCCAUACGGAGCACCUUUAACCCACCGACAGGUAAGAUACACACCACCAUCUUUAACUCCAACCAGGGAGAUUGAUUUAGCAACACCUGCUCCGACAGGUCCGAAUAUUCAGCCAGGAUGCAACAUGACUAUCAAAGCCAAACUGAGGGUGGAUCAAACACAUUGUGCCACAGCUGCUGUAGCCAAUAAUAUAAAACACAUGAAAGAGCCUCCAGGUCAGUUUAAACUCACUAAUGAGCAGCACCAAACUCCAUUAGAGAAAUUAUCAUUUUUGGCAACUUGACCUCAAGCUUUGUUGUUACAGCUGCGUAAUGUUAAAUUAGCAAGCGAGCAGGUUUUUAGUGGACCAUUUCUUUAAGUUUGUUAUGCAAUUGGUUAUAUCCGCUAAUUCAGAUGCCUCAACUAACCUAUAGGCUAACAUUUUAGGGUGGUGAAAAAAAUCUAAGUAAACUAAUUUUAAACCAAAAAUGAUUGUUAAGAUCACAAAUAUGUUUUUCUUCAGUGACCAGAUCUCUAACGACAUUUAAAAAAUCAUUUGAGAGAUGUACUGUCUUUUCAUCUCUUUAUGUGUAGACUUGGUUUGGUUAGUAUUAGCAUAAAUUAUACAGUGGCCCUAAAGGUCCACUGCAAAAUAUUUUAUGGCUAAAAAAAAAGUGUCAAAAACACCUAACACAAAUUUUAAAAAAUGCAUUAACUCUUAAGACUUUACAUGAAAUACAAAAAAGUUUAAGCAACACAAUUGUUUAAAUAGGAAUAAAAAAUGGAAACACAUCUUAAAUCAUACAACAUUUUCCAUAACAUAAAAAAAACAUUAGUGAAAUGCAAAAACAGCAUAAAUGCGUUACAAAAUGCAAGUCUUUCAAUAUACAAAAUUAAGAAAUGCAAAAAACAUCACCUCACAAAACAUUCUAUGAAAACAAAAAUAUUUAACUCAAAAUUAUUUUUGAAAAACAAAUAUUAAACAAAAUGCAAAAAAGAUCUAACCUCCCAAAAAUGUCAUAAAACCAAAAAGUAUUUCAUAAUAAGCAAACAUUGCUCAUAAACAUUUAAUUAAAACGCAAAAAUAUUUUACCACACCAAAACAAUUUGAGAAAUACAAUGUCAUAUUUUGUGAGACUGGGUAAAGAUGAUUUUUUUCUGGUGUUUGAUGAAACAGCUCUGCACUUAUGUAAUCUUUUUCUUCAGUGAAACAAUCUGAAGUGUCAAUGUGAAGUGUUUUUUUGUUGUCGUUUUUUAUGAGACAUUUUUGGUUUCACUGCAUGUUUUUGAAGUUGACCUCUGUCAUUAUAAAAUUGACUAUGAUGGCUUUUAACCACCAGAUAUCACACUGAAUAGUAAAUGGAUUAACAUUAAUAUAGUUAAAGCUUGAAAAAUGUUAAUGCUGGUGCUCAGUAGGCAACAAUGAGCCAAACCUGGGUGUAAUUUGAGCAUUUUUAUUUUUGUAUUUUUACACAUUAAAUCAAGUGACACUAAUACGAAAAGCACACUUAAAACAAUUAAUGCAAAGUGCUGUUCAACUGAGAAAGACUAAGACACUUCUUCAGUACACAAACAGCACUGAUGAAAGAAAAAAAACAAAUGUGUGUCUAUUUUCUUCAGGCUGUGUUGUAGCAGGGUCACACCUGCCCUGUUUAGGAGCAUGUGGUCAUGUCCAGCAGAUUUGUGUAAUUCGCGACAUGUAGGCUACACAUCGUCCAGCCUGCCCGUCAGAUUAAACAACCACGCAUGUCAUGCAGCUCAGCACGGUGCUUCAGUCUCACCUAAUUAGGCUCACCCUGUCUAUACUGGGUCACCACACGCAGAGAUAAACAGCCUGUGCAGGAUGUCUCACUUACACUGUGUACCAUCAGAUUUUAUACCCAGAGGCACAGGAAAGCUUCUUUACCUAAGUGUAUGAAUUUAAAUAGAUAUUUUGUUUUUAUCUAAACUAGAAUGACUUAUUUUGUAAUCUGAUUUAUGAUUGAUUUUUUUCUCAGACAAGUUAAAUUGAUCUGAUAAUGUAUUUCCUCUGUUACGGUCUAAUGUGUUGAUCUUUCUUCCAGACCUGUUUGUGGCUGCAGACAUGGCUGUCACCUCUCACCUACUGCUGGUAAUCUGUGCAUAUUUGGCGGCUACACUGAUUGGAGGAGCCAACUCAGAGGGGGUGUGUCUUCAAGAUGGCAAGCACAAGGUCACACCCGGCCCAGAGCCACACCUGAGGGAGUGUGGGCUGUAUGCUGACAGUGAGUGAAUAGCUGCUUGUUUUUAAACACCGUGAGCCUGUUUCAUUCAAAGAUUUUGACGUUAAAAUUUGAUCCACAAAAUUAUCUCAGUGUCUGCCUCUAUGAACCAGUCAAAAACUCUGGUUUUCAAAGAGCAGAUUUUCAUUACCACUGUCUCUGAGUGCUUGCUUAUUGCUGGAUUUAUGUUGGGUAACGGUAAAUAAUGGUACUGAGACUACAACAUAAACUUGUUCUCUAAUAUGGAAAACAGGCUAUCAAAAUCAUGGAUAUGAUCUCUUUGGCAUCACCCAUCGGUUUCUGAAGAGGGGUUUAAAGCCCAACUACGGUCGUUGCCAUAUUGGUAAUGUCGACUCAACCUAACUUUUGGUCUACAGGGACUCAGGCAAGGAGGAGGAAGUGCUUAGGCAAACAUUUGGCCUUCUGAUGAACAGCUAAAACCAAGCGACAGUCUUGAGAAAUGAAGUCAAUUUGGUAGUAUUAGAAAACUGCAGUUCCUUAAAUAUACACUUGAAGCAGGCCUCAAAAGUCUGAAGAGCCAGAUACACAACAAGACAACAAAGUUAAUAAUCUAACUUAACCAUGUUACUUUUGGUGAACAGCAUGCCUCAGCUUUUAUCUGUUGACUUCCAUCUUUGGGCUUCAUAAUUCCUCUUUAGAAAUGAAUGGAUGACACUACAGAGACACCGUCUUUGUUAUGUUACCACUUAUGUAUUUGAGGCAAAUAUUGCCACCUUGUAAAUGAUGGUAACUGAGAAAUAAAACAAGAAUUUCACAUUUGUAUGACCUAAACAAUGCAAUGAUUUAAAGAUCAUUUUUGUUGUCACGAGAACAGUGUGGAGUUGAGUUGGUACAAGGCGGUCAUUGGCUCAACCAAAAGCACAUACGUGAAUGUGUCACCAGACUACGAAAUAGACUAAUCUGACUGUAUGUGUUACUUUUCUUGUCUCUGGUUUAGUUCAAGUGCACAUACCCUUUCACACACACUUUAUCUGACUAAUCUGAUUGUACUCACACACAUUCAUACACCAUUGGUUAUACCUGUGAGAGUAAGCAUCUCUGCCAACACUCAAACUGGAGAAGCAGAGUCAUUUUCCAAUGCAUUGAUUGGAAAAUGACCCGUUUCACCUCUGAGCCACGGCUGCUGUCACUCGAUUGCUACAGUGAGAUAUUUGGAGACUGUGUGGAGGAGUUAUGCGGGUGGUAAAACUGGCAUAACAUCCACAGAGUUUGGGUUUCAUUGCUAUCUGGAGAGAGAGCCCAUCAUUUUGUUAUGGACAGGAUUAAAACCCUGUCAGCAUGUGAGCUCGGCCCUGCAGCAGAGAGUGAAGGUGCUGACAGCUCCCCUACUAUGAGGUGCAUUUAAUACCUGAUUGCACUGAGCUGUAAAAGUUUGCUGACAUGUUUUCAAUGAUAUAUGAUUGUUUUUUUGUGUGUGAAUCAGGCUGCAGGGCAAAUAUUAUUUGGAAGUGAAGCCCCUGAGUGUUUAAUAUUGUUGUGUCUACCUGUGAUGAAAAUAUCAGAUUGAAUCUCCUGACGGCGGCUGGUUGAUUUUUUCUCGUCUCUGCUGACAGACAGCUGCUGCACAGAAGAAGACAUCCAGGAUAUCUCCCAUGUUCCCACUGAUACCAACAAGAAUGAACCCUGGGACAAGUGUGGCACACUGAGCCUUGAGUAAGUCUCACCUUCAAGACCAGUUAUAUCUUUUUGUUUCUGACUCUUCAGCUCAUAAUGUCAAAUCAAGACAGAACAUUUACUUUUAAUCGUCCCUAAAAAGUAUCAGGGUUAAUCUUGUGUCCAUACUUUGAGACUUCAGUUCAAAACUUGGUGUACUAAGCUCUUAAAAAUGCUUAGAUGCUGCUGCUAAACUGACAGAUAUUGAGUUCAGAAGUUAGAGUGGUGACCAAAACCUGAGCUUAAACAAGCCUAACUGAGAGAGACAUUCAAAUACAGUGAAUUAACAUAUCUGCUAGUGUAAAAACAGCAUUAGUCUGAAUAGAGUUGGAAAUCACAGCAGUCCUUUUAGGGCCUGUGUCCACUUACUGCAAGUAGCAGUUACAACCGCAAUUUUUAGAGUGCUUCUUGCUGACCCUUACUGUGUCAAGGUCAUGAAAGAUGUCCCAGAGCACAACUGCUUCCCUUAGUAGUGACCAUUAUAUCUGUUUUAUUUUACCUCAUAUUUAAUUAUUCAAAUGGCUUCUCCUUUGUUUAGACACUAACAGUUUUUCUGAACAAAUUUGGCAUUAGAGACCCCGCCCCCUCCCUAAUUGCGAUUGGUCAGGGAUAACAAGUUGACAGGAGAAGCAAAGCAAUGUUAAAAAAAUCAUGAUGUCAGUAGGGGUGUUUUUGCACUUAACCCUGAAAAUACUGGAAUGUUUUGGUUCAGUGUAAAUAACAGGUGCUGUUAGAGGACACAGGCCCUUACUGGCUCAUCUCAAAAGUUCACACCAAACACGAAUGAAAUCAUUUGCGUGAGUGGAUUACAUUCAAAGUCAAUGAAGAGAUGAUUUCCUGUCAGGUGACUUAAAUGACAAGAAUGAAUUGAGCAGAUUCAUCUUGCAAAUGGAAGAGAAACUGAUUGUGUUGUACAUGGCUACCCAAGCUAAAGGAUACAGUCUGAUUUUAUCAAUGAUUCAAUACUUGAUUAAUUGUUUACACGCCUUAUUUAAAAAUUUGUGGUCGUGAAGCAGUGCGGUCCAGUAUGGGACUCAAAACCUUUGCUGUGCCCAUGUUGUUCAAUGUUUGUCCAUCUUGUCUCUCUGUUUGUCUCGUCUUUGUCAUGUUUUUGGUCUCUCAACUUCGCCUCAUUUUUUUCUACAAACCCAGUCGGGCACACCCAUCUGAUUCUUCUAGAGGUUUUUGGAGGUUCCUGGCUGUGCUAUGUUAAUUUUGCAGACUGCUUGCUCAUCUGACUUCAAAAAUAAAAGGUUUAAUUGGUUGAUUAAUCCUUUUAGCAUGGUCUUGGCUGGAUUUAUCCCUGUGUUAAUGGGUUAAUCCCUGUCCUGACGUACCAAAAGGUACCUGAGAAGAGAAUCAGGGCAAUGUGGCACAAACAGACUGGACCGGAAACAUUAAAUUAGCACAGUAAACAUGCUCCAUAAAGACUCUCACUGGAAUCAGAGACAUCAAACUGCAUAAAAAUAUCAUUUUAACUACCAUGUGUAAUUGUUUUCUGCUGAGUUGGCCUUCAGGGUUGGCAAAGGUUUAUUAUAUUUGUUCUAACUGGUUCCUUUCAUCUCUCUCUCCUCAGAUGUGAAGGCUUCCUGAAGCGAGUGUCAUGUUUUUACCGCUGCUCCCCGGAUGCCGCACGCUGGCCUCACCCCCACCGCCGCUCGUACAUCCAGGCUGUGCCGCUCUGCCACAGCUUCUGCCGUGACUGGUGAGGCCAACAAGCGCAAGGCUAAAAACAGGAACACACAGUUGAACACGCGGCUAAACAUGCGGCUAAAUCAGAAUGAGUAUCUGUGUGUGAGUGUAAGGAGAGAGAUUAGCAGCCAGUGGAACAACAGCAGACUGUGAUGUAUUUCACAGAUAAUGAAGUCACAUCAAUCUGAGUUUUCCUAUAAAGUAGUGUAUAAAAAUUUCACUACUAUAUAAAAAUGAGAAACAGCUUUGAUCGUAGUUGCUCUACUUUUAGACACAAGUAGGGCUCUUGGUACCAGCAUACUUCCCUAAAUCUGAUCUUUAACUACUGAAAACACUGAGGUUGAAGGUACACAUAAACGAUAUAUUACAAGACUGAUCCUUCAUCAUAUUUACACAUGUAUGAAAAACACCACAAUGUUUUAAUCUAAUUUUAAAGGUUCAAUCUUUUUUUUAUUUUAGGUUUAAUGCCUGCAAGAUGGACAUGACAUGUGCUCGUAACUGGGCCAGAGACCCCAGAGGACAGAACUGCACUGGGAACUGUGUCCAGUAUCAGCAGGUAGGCCUGAAUUCAGCUCACUCCUAAAUGGCUGCUGGGGAUAUUUGUUUAUUCUGUGUUUUUUGUUUUUUUUUAAUUUAUGAAUCGUAAGUGUUGUUAGCCCCUGAGACAACACAACUUUCCAAUAUUCUGACCAUUUUUGUCCCAGUCACUCCUCAGCAGCAGAGUUAAGAGGUUUGAACACUUUUGACUUUUGAGCUUCAGACUGCUCAUUUCAGCCAGUUCCCCAUCUUAUUUUUUCUUUUUUUCUCUUUUCUUUUGUCACUUUUCUUUAUUUUAUCUUAUUAAACAUUUUAUCAUCUAUUCCUGUGUCAUUUUUUCUCGUUUUCUUCUUCCUUUUCUGUAUACAUUUCUUUGUCAUUUGUUUUUCCCCUUUUUGUUAUCUUUUCCUUUACUUCUUUCUGUUUCUUUGUCUUUUCUGUCUUGCCCUCUUCUUCUUAUAUCAUUUUUCUUUUCACUUUUACCACCCAUUUUGUUCCUCUUUCCUUCUUCUUGUACUUUCUUGUUCCUUUACUUUUUUGCAAUCAGAAAAAUGUUUUUCUCUUCAUCCUUUUCUUGUUUUCUUUCUUUUUCUAUUUCCUUGCUAUCCGCUUUCUUUUUCCUUUUCUUUUCUCGUUGGUUUAUUUCUUUUAAUCCAUCACUUAAAUAUAGAUAUUUUUUAUUUACAUGCUUUAUUUUUCUUUCCUUUCCUUUUUGUUGGUCUUUUCUACAGUUUUGUUCUUUGAAUUCUUUGUCUUUUUCUUCUCUUUUUUAUGACUUUUCAGAUUUUUUGUCUUCCUUUCUUGUCUCUUUUCGUAUUCUUUUCUGUCCUUCAAUUCCUCUGUACAAAUUGCUUUCCUUUUGUUUAUUUUUCCUUUUCUUUUCUGUUUUUCUCCUCUAUCAUCAUUGUCUUUCUUUUUAUCAUCAAGUAUUUUUCUUCUUUUUUUUUCUUUCAUUCUUUCUCUCCUCUUUUUUUUUUUUAUUAUGUGACCACAUUUACUCCAACAUCAGAGCUCUCUGGGCUUUUUGGCUCAGGUUAGAUUAUUACUGGAAAUUACUGAUUCGUAGGAUCAGCGCCAGGAUGCACAGGAGGAUAUGUAAGUGUGUGUGUGUGUGUGUGUGUGUGUGUGUGUUUGUACCCUGGUGCCUCUGCUUUGUGUACUGUGGUGCUUUGUGAGCUUGUUUUGGCCCACUUUCAUGAAGUGCUCCUCUAAUGGCCUCAAAUGAGUUCCAAUAAAUUUCAGUAGCUUUUAAAACAGCUUGAAUGUAAAUAACUCCUGAAUACAAAGAAUAACUCACUGCAUCCUGCAAUGUAACAUUACAGAGACAACAAACACGCGACUACCUUUUUUAACAAAUACAGAAAUCACAGCAGUAAGACUUCACUCUGUAUUUCAGCCAAAAAGCCUUUUUAUGAACCAAUUGGAGGAAAAUUUAGCAGGAUAACUUAGAGAUCUUUGAGUUUCAAACAUUUGAAGUUGAUAAAAUGCUAAUGAAACCUUGUUAAAAUACCUCUCAUAUCCUUCUUAUAUACUGAAGCCCAAAUGCUGUUUGUGUUUGCAUGUGAGGAAUAAAUGCACGCACAUUCAGCCAGGAUUCAUAAAUGCUCGCUGCAGUAGACGUCUAUUUGCAUAGAAAUAAGCUAAUACAUAUAAAGGCACUCAUAGGCAGACGCACUCACAUCCACUGCAUGCAGAAAUCCCUCUGGCGCUCUGUCUCUCUGUCUCUUUGUCCUCUUUGGUAACAUUAUUUACCAGCCAAGGUCUUAUUUAUCCCAGAGUGAGACACUCUUUCUGCUCUGGAUUUUUGUGCGAAUGAGGUUACAUCAGCAGAGAGAGGCCGUGACUGUGCUGGACGCUUUGUACAAAACACAUCAAGGACAGCACGAGUGGGUUUUAUAAAAGAAGAUCUAUAAUCUGAGGAGAGAAAUGAUCCUGGGUUUCUAAAGAACAUUUUCAGACACUACUUUAGAUUAUAGCUUCAAAUUUACAGCAGAAAAACAGUGCAGAUGAGUUUAUUUUAUAUUGAGUCUAAAAUAGUGGGUCCUGUGCAGAGGCAAAAAGUGCCCAUGUGUCUUUAUGAGACACAGAGGGCAACAAAAUUUCACAUUUGGUGACUUGGGAAUCAUAACAAACAGACUAUCUCAUCUGCUGAAUCUAGAUGUACCUCACCUCACAGGGCUCUUAAAUAUCUGCACAUAUCAUAUAAUAUUGAUAUUCUUUUUUUAUUGCCCUGCUGUCUUAAAGCUCCCUUAAGGAGUUUUUGACAGCUGAAAUUCACAUUGAGGCCUUUUCAUUAUAUCCUAGAGCAAACAAGACAAUCAACAACAAAAUGAAGAUUUUUAUAUCCUAGUUUUGAAUGCCUGAAAUUGGUGCAUGGGGGUAGGUGUAGCCUCGCAGCUGAAGAAACAGCCUAGUUUUACAAUUUCCACAUAAAAUGUUCACAAUAAAUGAUACAUCUGACUGUCAAAAGUCAGCUGGAUAAGAUUUCUGGUCAUAAUUCGCCACUUGAACACGUAGAGGGUGAGAUUAGAAAAGACUGUUAAUCCACAGAGGGCUCUCCACUUGCAUAAACAACAUGGAGGGUAUGUGUCUCAGCACAAAACUUUGGAUUUGCAGUUGAUAUCUGAUCAGUCACAACAGAGUCCAUACCCUGUUGUGGUUUGUGGUUGCAUCACAUCUGUUUUCUUUAAUUUGGUUGAUGUCCCUCUGACUGAUUUCAUUGCUGUUUCCUACUUUUAAUCUUUUUGUUCCUGCUGUUGACUGGUUAGACGUUUACCUCCAAAAAGUUUGUGUCAGGGAUUUUAUUUCCCAUCAUGAAGAAAAAGCUUAUUUUUUACUUUUCCACUGCAAAUAUUUAAAAUGAGAGACAUGUUUGGAUGUUUGGAGAGAGACAGACUAUUAUUACCUGAGGAUCUUUGAUUAUUUGUAAUAAUCGUGGGGGAUGUGUUUGUUUUUAAUCAGUCAAAAAUGAUAUAGAUGUUGUAAAUUAAGGCUUUGACACCUUUUAAGUGAAAAUUUAGAAGAAUCAUUUCAUUACACUAAAGUGAAACUAUUUCUUCAGUGUUGAUCAGUAAGUAUAACUGCUUUAAACAACAAUGAAAACUAACGGCUUUUCUUCCAUCACUCACAGGAAAUUACACAAUGAGCCAUGACAUAUGCUUAAAAACCACCAAUAAAUCAUACAGUGAAAUGUUCAGACAGCUCCAUAGCUUUAUAUGUCUGAAAACACUGGUCGUACAAGAUAAAAAUAAAAAACAGGUUUGUCCCUCUCUCUGCAGAGGUCUCUUAGCAUGGCUGAAUUCAAAAACAAAUUGUGAGUUUUUAUGUUUAUUGCUGAUUGAUUCGGGUUGUUAGACAUUUAUGCCUGAUUGUUGUUCCUCUUAUGGGUGGACCAUGCUGCUUUUGGUAAAUAACUUAAAAGGAGAGCAUGGCUUUAUUUAUGGUUGCUUGGCAACCAAAUCCCCUGUGCAGACACUCUCAGAUCAAUAUUUCACACCCUUGAAUAUAGAGGAAGACAAGUCAGAAGUUCAUCUCAGUACAAACAGCUUCAUUGGGUGGUGGUUUAUUAAUUACUAGAUAUGGACGUCUUCUUCUUUUCAGCAGGCUGUACACUGUAGCGUGUGAUGCUGCCACCAGAAACAUGGUGGAUGCACCUCGGCGUUUGCAAUCAGUAAUGUCAGCAAAUUCAAGUAAAUGAUGUACUUCACAUAGUCUGAGCCAAAGUGCCUCACCAAACACUGACUUCAGGGGGUACUUUACAAAUGACCAGAGGUCCACACGCAAUGAUAGUCUUGUUCAAGUAGCACUUUACCCAUGUCAAGGUCUAGAUCAGCAAAGAGAUGAGAUUCAACUUUGUCCUAAAGGAGCACCGAGUACAACACAAGCAGACGUUUCUCACAGGAGCGUUAAAUACAGAUUGGCUUGUGCCCAUGACCCGCCUUUGACAUAUUAUUUGCGUGUUUUCCGGUCCUCAGUGAGUUUGUCUGUUGCUUUGACUUGAAGAAUAAAUACAGAAAUACUUUUCUAAUUCUGACCCUGACCCCCAGCUAGGAGACAGCUUAUGAAAAAAAAAACACUUUUGUCAUUGCAAACUCCCUCCAAGACUUAAGCCUUUUCUCCUUUCUGUUUCCUUUUCACACUGAGUGGUGAAGUGUCGUGUGGUUUCAGGGAGCAGGGCAAAACUGGAAAAGAUAAAGUCAUGAUGGAUGACGGGGGAUAGAGCUGCAGGAAAUGUCACUAUCUCACUUAUUCGAUUGCACUGUGUCAUCUAAAGCCACUUAUGUUUGUUCUGAAUUAGCUUUGGCAGCUAACCCUGUCUGCCCGCCUGGGGAGGGACGGAAAUAUGAGUGUGUGUGUGUAUGAUGCGUACACUGAGAUAACACCUGAGUGUCAGACAGAGGGUGUACAGUGAGUGGAGUGGAGAGAAAUCCUCUCUGUCCUUUGAACACGGUAAAUAUAUUACAGUUUUUUUCUGCUCUGAGCGCCCGGUGUGACUCAGUUUUUAAUCCCCCAGCAGACAGGAGGAUGAAAAGAAGCAGACGUAUGGGGGGGUUUGAAGAGGUGGAUGUGCCAUGGAGAAAAAAAGAAAGAACAAAAGAGAUGUACAAACAAAGAGUGCAGAAAUGAACCAGAAGAAUAGGGCGAAAAAAAGCAGAAAGGAAAUGAAGUGGAAGUGAAAUAGGGGACAAAGCGAGUGGUAGUAGGAGGCAGAGCAAUGACUUGGCAGCAGAUCUUAAUGAGUGCGUAUAAAGCUGUCACUGGAGGCAGAAUGGGAGCUUUAACACUAAAAGGCAUGACAUGUGUGCCUGAAGUUGACUAAUUAGCUUUGCCAACUAUUUCUAAGUGUGUAUGUGCAGACCUUUUUACAGUUAAACAGCUUAAAUGUUGAAUACUGAUUUGUUGUUUUUUUUUUAUUAUUUUGCAGCGCAGUGCAACAUUUCCUUUAAUCCACGUACAUGUCUUAUUAGAGAGGAGUUUCAUUUUCAUGCUCCACAAGUUUAUACGCUUGUGUCAGCAGGAACUGGAGUUUCACCUCGAAAUAUAACUCCAGAAACGCUGAGCAAUGAGGUGAUUUUCCUGUCUGGAGAGAAAUCAAAGAUGCCGCACCUUCCCGAUUAGUUCCUGAUCUGUGUGUCUGCUCUGCGAGGAUUGACAGAAACAUCAUCUCUCUGUGAGGAAAUAAAGUCAGAUACCAGCGAGAGCUUAUCAAGGUCGGCGUAUAUUAUAUUUUGUUCUUGAGGCUGGUGCAGACGAGGUGAGAUGAGCUACAGAGGCAGACAGGCUGCGUUCAAGAGCAGCUGCCAGGUGCCUGCAGGCCGCCUCUUAACACCUGGCAAAGGGUGUUUGUUUUGAAGGCCAGCGCUGCCCUGAGAGGCCGAAAUCAAUUCUACCAGUGGAUGUUUACAAGUGAGGAGAGGCUGCACUUGAUAAACACAACAAGAAGUGUGCAAAUCAUGUCAGUUUACUGCGACACUACAGCACCAUGGCUACUUUUCCAUUUGUACAAAUUCAACACAGUUUGUGGGUGUUACUUUUUACACAGCUUUGAUUUCAGGAAAUGACCCAAAAGUCAUGCCUUCAUGAAGCAAGCUGUAUCCAUGUUUGCUCCUCAAUAUGCAAGACAUUGGUGAUUAAUUUUUGUAAUAUUUCCUCCAGUUUGUGGUUCUGAACCAUCAUUGAAGGUCUUUAUGUUUCAGUACCAGUUGAGCUGUAAAUUCAGCUUGUCCUGGCUUUUGUGUAAGGAACCUUCUGUCUAGAGGUGAGUACAAACAGGUUCACUGUGCCUGUUGUCGUCUUUAAAGUAUUAAAACAUCCUCCUACUUUUUCAGGUGUCUGCAUCUUUGGGAAGAGAAACAGCUGCAAAUUUCUUUUACAUUUAUGCACUACUUUACGAGGCAUACUGAAUCUAAAAAAUGCAGAGUAAGCAAAAAGAUGCACAAUGGAAUAAUCAUUCUUGGUGAAGGUGAAUCUGAAAGAGCUGCAGGGUGCACACGUCCUUCAUCGUCCAGUCAAUUAGAGAGUAAAAGUUAAAAAAACGGGUCAACCUGGAGGUUCAGUCUGAUCAGAAUGAUUCAUGUAAUACCCUAAUAACUGUGCAAUAUCAAGCAACAUAUUCCAGCUACCAGACUGUGUGUGGUUUUCAAUGUGUUAAUAAUGCAGAACAUUCAAGUUAAAUAGCCAAACAAGAUAGAGAUUAGUACAGUAGAAAACCUGGGUCAUCAACUUUGUGCCAACUUGAAUCCAAGGCUACAUCUAGUAUUCAGAGUCACAAUUACACACAAAAUAUUUAAUACACUAUGUCUCAUUUACAGUACAUAUGUGCAUAAGAUAAGAAACAGAAACAAAAAUGAGCAUCCAAGAAUUUAAGAAAAACCAGUAUGAGCUCAAGAUAGCAUUGCACAAGACAAUAAACCUAUGAUCUGCCAAAUUAAACAAAAAGCUCAAUUUUUAAUAAGAUUUACUUGUGAGACAGUGCGUCAACUUGCAGUGAGGGAGAGGAGGGUGGAGAAGGAUCUUUGUUACUAUUGAAUGUAACCCUUUACCAGUGUUUUCAGACUGCUAGGGUUAAAGAGCUGAAAAAAAUAAAACAGUGGUUUUUCUUGUUUCAAAGUUAAUUUUCCAUCUAAAACUCCAGUACAAGCAGCAGAGUCCUUCCUGCCAUGUCACAGUAGAUUAAAUUUAUCUGGACUUCAUCCGGACCAACUUGUUUGAGACUGCUAUGUGGAUUUACUCAUGAAUAUCAUGCUCCUGUUAACCCUCUUAAAACCAGUACAGAAGUCACCUUUUUACAGUCUUUCCUGUACAGAAGUUUGGUCGUGUUUCUUCUCAUCUUAUUAAAAACAACAGUAUCAUGAUGUCUUGCAGCUUUUGUAGAGCAAACUUGACUGAAUGACAAGAUAUUUAUCUUGUGAUAGUUAUUUUUUUUUACCUCAAGCACAAAAAUGGUUAAAUUGUACAUUUAAGAUAAUCAUCUUAUAUAGAAAGUUAUCCUGUCCGUUUUAAUCAUGUUCACUUUUACUUUUAAUGCUUUUAGUGAGACUAUUAUGAUGAUUAUUUAUUGGGCAUUUUGGGCAAUGAAAUCUUGAUCUGCCAGACAAGUGCUUAUGAAAUGGACCAAAAGCCAGAAAAUACCGGCUAAUGUAAACUCUGGCUCUAGAGACCCCCCUAACAGCAUUAUCAUUCUGAAAUGUUGCACACACCCCUGGCAUCGCCACAGCCACAAACACAGCCAAGUUGUUUUUGAUACAACUUAGUGGAGGAAAAGCAGUGCUGGGAGUUUUGUUGGCCAGAAGGUUACCGUGUACCAAUAGGGAUAAAAGAGAGAUAUUGUAUUAUUUUCUGUAGCUUUAUCCUCUUGUGCACAUAAAAUUGAAAAUACGUAAUCUGUGAGACCUUGAGAGCUCCAUCUGAGAGAGACCACUCUGCAUUAUUCUUUUACGUUUUAUACUUCAGGUACAUUUCCAAGGCCGUUAUGAACCACUAUCCAUUUUCCAGAGAAAGAAAAUAUCUUUUCUCCUCUAAUGAUGGUUUCUCUGUGUUUCUAUGUGUAUGCAGAUGUACCAGCACGGCAGGGACCUUUGUGAGAGCCUGUGGGGGGACGCCUUCAUGACAGUGGAGGAUGAGACAGAGGAGGCGGUAGAGAAUGGGGAGGCUGGAGCGGAAGGCGGCGGCAGCAGUCGUCCCUGCGGCUGCCUGACUCUGAGCCCCUCGGACAAAGACGUGAUCGCCGCCCUCAGAGCCCAGCAGGACGACCCUGAGGAACUCGACACCACCAAGACUGGCCUGCCUCAGUACCGGGCCCCCUGCCAGACCAAGCUGCCCCUGCCAGCCCGGGGCAUCAGGAAGGGGAACUCAGUGCUGCGUAAACGCUCGAUCGUGGUGGAUGAUGUGGAAGGGAGCGGGAGCGGCUUGUAGAGAAAAGUAAUAGAUGUAAACAUGUUUAGAGAUUAUUGUCUAGAUCCUAAUAAACAGAAUCUGUCUCUGGAGUUGUAGCCCUGCUCCUCUGACUUACCUUAGCACACAAACCUCCUUUUAUCAUUAUCAACACAGUCUAUGUAUAAUCUCUCUAGUUGAAGAUGUUACACUACAGUAUAUUAGCUUAGAGACUGACUGAAAAGCUAGUAACACUUAAAGUCAACAACUGGUGAAUUAUUUCAACUAACUGGUUUCAAAAAUAUCAUGAUUAUACUUUCAAAGAGGCCAUAAUUAAGUGAGACUUUUAAAGGGGAGUUCCUGUAUUUUUUAACCUGGGUCAUGUUUAGUUUAUUUACUCAAGAGAUGGUUUACAACGUUCAGGUUUGCUAAAGUUGCCUGCUUCUGCUUCAGCGAUAGACUUAAUUAAAAUACUGUAUAUGGAAAGCAUUAGUACCAUUUGGAGCGCCCUCUACUGGCUGGAUGCAGUGUUGAUAAUAAAGUUCACCUCCUCCAUGUUAACAGAUGGAACAUUUGUCAAACAAUUAGAAUAUACUCAAAGGUAAUUUUUUAAAACAUGGUUUCUGUCUUUGUCAAGGUUGUAAUGUUAAAUGUAAUGUUAAAAGACAAAGAUAAAAAGAAAAAAAAAACAUAGCCUUGACUCAGUUAUUUGAAGAGAUGACAAAAUUCUCCUCACUGACUGAAAAUGAAGGUGUUUUGGGUUUUAAUCUUGAUCUUGCGUCGUACGAUAGAUAACAAACAACUUGAGCACAAUCAUGUGACCUUGUUUAAUUCUAAGUGAUUCUUGGAUCCUUGUGGGUAUAAUGUGCGGGUUAGAUCUUUUACUGGACUCAGAUCCUGUGGACCUGUGAUGUUGCAGCAGUAGGAGGGACAAGGGGAAACUUUAAAUGGUUUAACGUUAAAAUGAAUGUUAACAGAACGCCUUUGAUUGAUGCUAAAAAUAAAAAUAUGACAAUCAUUUUAUUAGGCGAUGCCCCCUCAAAGAUGUUUCUGUCACAAGGCUGGUGAUAUUGACAAACCAUAAAUUUGACCAUAGCUAGAAAUAAAUGAUGACAUGUAAGUUAACUGCAUUUGCAAGUUAAGUUUAUGAAGUAAUGUGUCUUGCCUCUCCUGAAUUUGACUGAUUUUGUAAUCACUGUUAUCAUGAUAGCUUACAACUACAAUAAUUCCGCCAUGAAAAUCUAAUAACAUGAGCGCUCUGAUUGGAAUCCUGUAGUCAGAACCCAUUGAAGGGGAAAAAACAAGCACUAUGAAUGAGAUGUGCUCAUUUGUAAUCUCCCCAAACGAUUACACUGUGCCACCACAGCUGUGUCAUGACUGCAGUCUGAACCAGAACACUUCAAACCCAUAAACUUAACCACAAUCAAACACAGAACCCAGGUUCAAAACUACAGAAACUCACAGGCAAUUUCCCCAAAUUCUCCAAGGGCUCUGACCUCAUUAAUAAAUAUAUUUAAGAUUUCCCAUAAUGGCUGCAAAAACAAUUCAUGCAAGCCAAGGUUGGAACCAUUUUUCUGCCAGUUCUAUGUCAAGUCAGGUGUUUAGUAUCAGUAAAACAUACUGCUGGUAUUGUGAUAAGGGGUGUGUGAAGUCUUACAAUAUUAGUGCUAGUGCAUGAGUCAAACAUAUCAUCAUUGGCCAACCGUGACAGUAUUAUAAAUAUGAUGUACAUGCACCAGUGCACAAACAAUCCUGCUACUCUUCUUAGUCAUAUACUUCAAUCGGUGCAUUCAUUAUUUGUUGCAAACAGAUCUUCACGCUAUGAUGGUGUGUCAGAAAUAGACAGGGUAAUGCAAAGUAACCAAGGCUUUUGAAGACGGAUCAUCGUAGAGGAUUUGGUAUUAUAACGGCUAAGGAGAGAGGUACCUGAGGGGGAGGUUUUAAGAUUCAAAAACACAGAAGAGAAGCUGAAGUUGUUCUAGUUUGAUCACAUAUUGCGUACAUGUACUGUGGCUGUUUCUUUUAUAUUUACAUUAUGUACUUUUAGAGCGAGGCACUGUUAGACGUAAUCUUUUGUAAAAAAAACAAACAAACAAACAAUGGGGAACAAAAUUGUCUGAUCUGUUGUAACUUUGCUGAAAUCGCUGUUUCUGUGCUUUACAUUAUCAAUAAAAAUGAUCUUUUUAAAUGCCGUCA